AUGGUGGCGGAGUUCAACGAAACAUGUGGAUGCUUCGGUCGGUCGAUCGGUCUUCAGCUGAAUCUGCAAAAGACUAUAAUCAUCCGUAACGGAUGGGUCUCGGAUCCCCCAUCCACGAUCAGCGGAACGAACAUAUCCGAAUGCACCAGCUACGCUCAUCUGGGUCGGGAAAUGGACAUGAAGAAGGAUCUGACCCCCUUGCGAGGCAAGAGGAAACAAGCGGCUUGA
This is a messenger RNA of Necator americanus (New World hookworm), 228 nucleotides long. RefSeq lists its product as uncharacterized. The transcript has a single exon. The record is from RefSeq and is a predicted model, not a curated record. Bases 1 to 228 code for a protein of 75 amino acids. Lineage: Eukaryota; Metazoa; Nematoda; Chromadorea; Rhabditida; Ancylostomatidae.